AGGGGGCAAUGUAGUUGACGAAUGUCAAGACUCGGGUGAGAGUGCGAAGACUGAAAUGCGGCACUUCAUUGGCUCCAUCCACGAUUCUCUUCUCCUCGGCAUGUCUCUUGGUGUUCAUGUACAACGCAGCAAUAUCAUCUGCGGCGUGUUCAUCCUUGAUGCUGCUAUUCCUCAGGUACGUCUUGACGAUGGUGACCAGGUCCUUCACAUCCUUGUCAGGACUGUCAACGUAGAGCUCAGUGAAACGAGACCGAAUGCCGAUAGGAAGAUCCCGCUUGCCCACAUCUGUCGCCGGGUUCAUGGCACCAAAGAUGCGGAAGCUGGGGUGUGCUCUGAUCCUCUCGAUCUCUCCCGUUUCGGACAAGAGAAUCGAGGGGGUCUCAACGGGUCCUGUCAGUAGGUCCGCGAUGGCUUCCAAAGUGUCAGGCGAUGCCAAAUUAAUCUCGUCGAGGAGCACCCAGUCACCAUUCCGGGCAGCCUUAAUAAUGUUGCCCUCCACGAAUGAGAAUGCGAACGCGGUUGAGCCUCCAGAUAAUUGGACCUCGAAUUGUUCCAGGCUGUUGGAGAACUUGUCCCAACGGGGGCUGAGUUCCAUGAGGCUCUGAAGCUUGGACUCGGUCUUGCGGCGCUUCGUUGGCUGACCUGCCUCGUCACGAGCUUGGCUCUGCUCCCUCUCGCGCCGGGCAAGCUCGUCGAUGAUCUUCUUGAACAUCUUGGGCGCUUCACGCCAAUACUUGGCCGCUUUCGCCCACUGCCCUUUGGCGAAUGACU
Colletotrichum acutatum is the source of this 771-nucleotide messenger RNA. RefSeq lists its product as uncharacterized. The record is from RefSeq and is a predicted model, not a curated record. The coding region runs from base 255 to 605 and encodes 116 amino acids. The transcript has a single exon. NCBI's taxonomy places the organism in Eukaryota, Fungi, Ascomycota, Sordariomycetes, Glomerellales, Glomerellaceae.